CAACUUGAUGGCUUGCUUUAAUGAACUGAUAUGAGUAGCAAAUAGUGAUUACUAUUAUCAUCUUUUACAGUCUGAUAAGUUAUCAAUUGUUUAACAAAUGACAAGCAAUUAAUACAUUGGCCGGGCUGGAGGCUUAAACAAAGCAUUACCAAAAAUUUUUUUAAGCUAUAGCUUGCCAACGGCAACUAUAAAUUGAAAUGGAGGAUCCAGGUUCGAGUAAGCGUGUUCUUUCCAUACAGAGUCACGUUGUACAUGGCUAUGUAGGUAACAAAAGUGCUACGUUUCCAUUACAGGUAUUAGGCUUUGAAGUGGAUGCAAUAAAUUCAGUGCAAUUUUCUAACCAUACCGGCUAUAAAACCAUUAAAGGUCAAGUAUUGCAAGAAAAGGAACUUGGUGAUUUGUUCGAAGGUCUAGAAGCCAACAAUCUACUUCAGUGCUACUCUCAUUUACUGACAGGUUACAUUGGCAAUGAAUCUUUCCUGCGACGAAUUUCCUAUAUCGUGAAAAAAUUGAGACAAAUUAAUCCAAAUUUAGUUUAUGUUUGUGAUCCUGUGAUGGGAGACAACGGUAAAAUGUAUGUACCAGAAGAAUUGCUACCAAUAUAUCGUGAAGAAAUUAUACCACUUGCUGAUAUAAUAACCCCAAACCAGUAUGAAGUAGAAUUAUUGACGGAAAACAAGAUUUCUACAGAAGAUGAUGUUUGGUCUGCAGUUCAAUUGUUUCACGACCGUGGUAUUGAUACAGUUGUAAUAUCUAGUAGUGAGCUCGGCGAUGAAAAUGACCUACGUGCAUUUCUAAGCAAGAAAAAUGGGUGUCGCUAUAUAAUUAAUAUUCCCCGACAAGGAAAUGGCAUAUCAUUCACAGGCACCGGUGACCUCUUCGCUUCACUCUUUCUAGCGCACAGCCACAUAGCCGAUGAUUUGGGUAGCGCAUUUGAAAAAACUAUUGCUUCACUUCAGGCAGUUUUAAAGCGCACAAUUGAAUCUAUGCCAACAGACGUUCUGUCCGGUAAACGUAAAGUAACUGCUCAGGAACGUGAACUUAAGUUGAUACAAAGUAAAAGUGUUAUCGAAAAUCCGCGGGUAGUGCUUAGAGCACAUCAAAUCAAAUAAGCGUCCAAUGCACAAAUAAUUAAACUUCACUGUACAGGGUCAGUCACUUACUUUGCAUUUUUAUAUAUUAUUAAUUAUAUAUAAUACUUCAUAUAUUAUAUAAUAUUGUAUUUCCAUAAAUGUGAAAUCCGGUGUACCUUUUGUUGUUAUAUUGUUAGAUAAGACAAUAAUAAAUGUGAAAUUAUGUAUACAACAGAAAUCUUUUUU
Molecule: messenger RNA, 1319 nt
Organism: Anastrepha obliqua
Lineage: Eukaryota; Metazoa; Arthropoda; Insecta; Diptera; Tephritidae
Product: pyridoxal kinase
Exons: 6
Coding region: 198-1112 (304 amino acids)
Biological process (GO): pyridoxal 5'-phosphate salvage
Cellular component (GO): cytosol
Molecular function (GO): pyridoxal kinase activity
Source: RefSeq, a predicted model, not a curated record